This is a messenger RNA of Trypanosoma cruzi, 282 nucleotides long. RefSeq lists its product as uncharacterized. The transcript has a single exon. Lineage: Eukaryota; Euglenozoa; Kinetoplastea; Trypanosomatida; Trypanosomatidae. Bases 1 to 282 code for a protein of 93 amino acids. The record is from RefSeq and is a predicted model, not a curated record.
AUGGCAACGGCGCAGGAGUUGCAGCAGCAGCUUGAAGAUCUCCGCAGUCGCCACGAGGAGGAGGUGAAGCGGGAGACGGCGGUUUUUGAGGAGAUCAACAAGGAGAUGAUGGAGAUGCAGGAGGUGACGGAGAGGCUGGAGAAGGAGGAGCGGCAACUGGAGGGUCGGCUGGGCACGGGAGACAGAGGCGCGGGGGAGGGCCAAGGCGAGGUGUCGUCACUUCUCAGCAACAUCGCUUUGGGCCUGGUGGACCCUGACGAUUCGAACUCCAGACGACGAUAA